AUACUAUGGCAUUGUCAACAAUCAAAAUAUGUUAUGUUACCAUUAAAUAUAUCUGUUGUCUGGUAACACUUAGCUAAACAGUCUCAAGUUCCUGGACCCAUACCAGGUCCCACUUUUGAGCUAAAAAAAAUAUCAGGGCCUUUCACUAUGUGGGAAUUUCCCCUUCUGCUUAAAAACACAGCAAACGCUUCCCCCAUUGCCACCAGUUUCCUUAAAAACGCCUCUCGGACACAAGUAUAAUGUGUAGUACAGGGAAGCAUGUGUGGUAAGUGACGGGGGUGACCGAUGGAGGGAAAAGGUCCAUAUCGCAUCUAUGACCCCGGUGGGAGCGAUUGCCAGGUGAAAGACGAGGCCAGCAGCCUCAGCUACAGACAGCUGCUAGAGGAAAACGCCGUUUUGAGGGAGAGAAUGAAAGGUCUGAAGAGUUUAGGAAACCUGUUAGAGGAGUCUCAGACAGAGGCAGCCAAGCUUCGGAAGAAGGUGGAAGAGCUUGUGAGGGAUAACGAAGUGCUGAAGUCGUCCACGACCAGCUUUGCCUCCAGUCUGUGCAUGGGCACCACUGUUCAGACAGACACACAGGGUCAUGGAAAACAUCACGCUUAUCCUACAACAGAAAGACAAGAAUCUCGGGAUUGUUUAACGGGAAAUAAUUUACAACCAGAGACAACUGAAAGUUCAUCUGAGUUUGAGGUGGUGAAUAUGGAAGAGAAGACGUCCUCGGAAACCCAGACACCUGGAGUGAUCCACCUGCCGCAGGAGAACAUGGAGCUGGCGAGUCAACUCCGGCGACUGGAGAGUUCUUUUAGUGUAUUUGCAGAAGAAUCCAAUCCCAACCAGCUGCUGGCUCACCUGGGCCGCAUGGCCGUGGAAUUCCACCACUUAUCAUCCAAGGUCCAGAAGAACGAACAGAGAACAUCUUUACUACAGACUCUCUGCGAACAGCUAAGACAAGAAAACAGUGAGCUUAGGAAAAAAAUGGAGGAGGACCUCCAGUACCGUAACCGUGAUUUGGAACAGCUGAGGCAGGAGAACUUGAAACUGAAGGAGCAGGUCAGCGGAGGAGCCCAAGCAGCACCUAUUGAGCAUCCGAGCCCAAAGGAGGAGCCAGUGAAAGAAGAGACAACCAAAACUAAGUCUGGUAAAGCUUUGGAAAAAACACCAUCUAAGACUUGCGAUCCGGAGGUGUAUGAGAAAAAGAUCAAGCUUCUGGAGAAACAGAGGAAAGAUGUACUGGAGGUGAACAAACAGUGGGACAUUCAGUGGAAUUCAAUGAAGACACAGUUUGAGCAGAAGAUCACAGACCUACGGCAGCGGCUUGCUGACUCCCAAAAGGCAGUGCUUGAGCUCGAAGCAGAACGUGAACAAAGACAAAGAGAUUAUGAUAAAAAACUCCUCCUGGCAAAGUCUAAGAUCGACAAUGUGCAGGGUGAGAAGGAGUGCCUCACCUCAGAAACAUGUGAGUUGAAACAAAAGGUGCGUUACCUGCAGGACCAGUUACUACCGCUUACUAAACAAAGAGAAUACCAGGAGAAAGAGAUCCAGCGGCUUAAUAGGGCAUUAGAGGAAGCUUUGAACCUCCACUCACCCUCUUCCACCCAGCCGGGCAUGAACCUGGGAGAAGGUGUGGCCAACCUGAGACAGCAGGAGCUGCACACACAGAUAGCUGUAUUGAAGGAGCAGGUGAAAAUCUUUGAAGAGGAUUUCCGGAAGGAGAGGAGUGAUAGAGAGAGGAUGAAUGAAGAGAAAGAAGACCUAAGGCGGCAGGUGGAAAGACUGCAGGGUCAACUGACCAAUCUGACAAAUCAGCUUCAUCAAGCACAGAAUGAGUGUCAGAGAGAGCGUGCAGAGAGGUGUAAACUAGAGAGACUUCAGAUGCAACACAAGCAGGAGGGGCAACAGGAAAGGAGGACAUCCGAUCCCACUUCUGGCUCGGCCAAUGGCCCGAUGAGCCCUCCAUACUGUGGCCCGUUUGUACAGGUGGGCCAUCAAGGUCUAGAGGGGUGGCCCAUACACUUCCCGCCCAGGAUGCCUAACAUCAGUACAGCACCUGGCAGGGAUUUCCAGCCUGUCAACCCUGGUUUUCCCUGGCAGUCAUCCUUCCCACAACCACGUGGUUCCAGAGGACAAGCAGACACCGCGAGACCCCCUCCAGAAACUGCAGAAAUGGGAGCAACUGGAUUUGGGAAAAGGGAGCGUCAGAACAUAGACCCCGGAAAGCACUAACCACAUAUUCUCUCUCCUGGAAUGGCUCCCAGCUAGUAGCAUGAUGCAGUUUAUUUUCAGUCGGCAUGGUGUGAACUAUUGUUUUAGUUUUUGUUUUCUUUUCCUACUGUGUAUAUAUAUAUAUAAAUAUAUAUAUAAAUAUCUACCACUGAUGAAAACGUUGUUUAUAUACUUAAGUUUUAUAAUCCUGUUUGUGAAACACUGUUCACUGCAAAUUAAGAAUAUUUCCAUUUAUUAUUUGACCUUUUUGUGAUUGUUGAAGUUUAAAUUAUCUGCUUUAUAUAAUUCUAUGCAGGAAUUGAAGUCAGUUAUUUAAUGGAUAAUAAUAUGAUUGAACGUUAUUCUUAUAACAGUCUACCUAUAGAGUGAGAUCUCCACCACUUAAUUAAACGAUAGCCACCUGAAAACAUCAUAUUUCGUGAUUCCCUGACACGUGUUGGUAUUGAUUGAGACUGACUGAGAAAAUCUGCCCCACCCUUUCUUGAAGCCAUAUACUACACCUGUUAACCUUUCCAUCUAUUAGAUUAUGUUCUGGGAACACAUUAAUAAGCGCUUCACAUGGCUUGCUGAUCUUUCAGAUAUAUGAUUGUAAUUGAAGGGAUAAUCGAUCAUGGAGGGCUUUCAUCUGGACGACAGAAAUAUCACAGUAGUUUUGCUUAAUAUAUUUUAUUCAGUGUUUAAAAACAUUAUUCCCGAUGUGCAAAUGAAAGUGAUAAGUUAUUUAUAUCUAUUGUUUUGACAGCUGAGGUUUCUUGUCUUAAGUGAUGUUGUCUUUAGUGUAUUGUUUUGUGUCUGCCUUUACAUAUUGUAGCUACUGAAAGACUGUAGGAUGUGAGUUUGUGUGUUUGUGCAUAUGCAUAAUCCAAGGAAGUGGGCCAGAAUAAAUAAGUUAAUGUAUCACAUUAGUGCAGCCCACUUUCAUUGGUCUCAUUUUUGAUUUGGGCUGAACAUGAGGAGCAAAUUACCAAAUGUCUGAUUACAGUGGGUCCAGUGUUGCACUUAAAAAUAUUGUAAUAUGUUUGGAACAGGGUAAGAAUCAUGUCCUUUCUACUUUUACGGUCAUCUGCCAUCAUGAAGGCUGUUUUUCUGCACAUGUGCAAUGUCUCCAACCUUACUGACCAAUGCUUUGAACUGAAUGCAAAAAGGUUUGUAUGCUCAAAAAAAAUAUAUUCCCAAAGGAGAGCAACUUUUAAAUGGUGUGAUACAUGUCAUGUAAAUGUAAAAAAA
Molecule: messenger RNA, 3450 nt
Organism: Carassius auratus (goldfish)
Lineage: Eukaryota; Metazoa; Chordata; Actinopteri; Cypriniformes; Cyprinidae
Product: TNFAIP3-interacting protein 1-like
Exons: 18
Coding region: 286-2223 (645 amino acids)
Biological process (GO): regulation of transcription by RNA polymerase II; negative regulation of canonical NF-kappaB signal transduction; cellular response to lipopolysaccharide
Source: RefSeq, a predicted model, not a curated record